Molecule: messenger RNA, 1728 nt
Organism: Prorocentrum cordatum
Lineage: Eukaryota; Dinophyceae; Prorocentrales; Prorocentraceae
Source: the annotation of a GenBank genome assembly
AGACUAUGGCAUCCACAACGACUGGGUGCCCACGGAGUGGGUGCUGCCGUUCGACGUCGACGUGGUGCCCGGGACCGAGCUCCACGCCAUGUGCCGCACGGGCGAGUACAACGGCGCCGUCUGGGCCGGGGACGGGGUGAUCCACCACGUCUACCAGAGCUACAUGGCGUGGGGAGAGUGGCAGUACGCCACCUUGGAUGCCUUCGGCAUGAGGCGGAGCACGCGCCUGGCAGCAGUGGGCCGCCCUGGGUACCUGUCAAUUUGGUGGGCAGCGGACAAGAAGGUGAUGCGAAAGCACUGGGGCCUGCACAACGAUUGGACGCCGGAGGACGAGGAGAUAGACGUGGAUGUGAAUGUCAAGCCUGGGGACCGGCUGGUCGCGGCCAGCAGGCCGGACAAGUACGACGGCGUAUUCUGGGCAGGCAACGGCGCGAUCCACCACCUCUCCCACAACUCCACCGACUGGAAGAACUUCUCGUACGAGGUCUUCCAGGAGAAGGGCAUCAACGUGAACACCACGCUGGCCGCCUGCGGCCGACCAGGGUGGGUCGGGGUAUUUUGGCCUGGCAGCUCCAAGAUCCACCUGAAGGUCUGGGACGAAGCGUGGGGCAAAAAGACCCGCAGCAAGAACGCGUGGAGGCCGUCCCAGGAGCUGCCCCCGCUGGUGCCGGCCGAGCCGGGCAUGCCCUUGGCGGCCCUCUGCAGGGACGGCGAAUUCAGCGGGGUUGUCUGGGAGCGCUUCGGGCAGACGGUGCAGCUGUACCAGGAUCUGCUCGAGUGGGACAAGUGGAAGUUCUCACAGCUCCUGGACAAAAGCAAGCAGGACACCGCGAUCGGCACCUGCGGCAGGCCCGGCUUCUCGUCCAUGUACUGGUCCGGCCAGGGGAGGAUCCACUCCAGGCAGUGGGGCCUGCACACCAGCAACGGCCCCGCCGAGGCGACGCUGCCUCUCGAGGUCGACAUACAGCCCGGGACCCCGCUCUACGGCAUGACCAGGCCCGACGAGUACAACGGCGUCGUCUGGGCUGGUGACGGGAUAAUUCAUCAUGCUUGGGAGGACUACUUGAACUGGGGUGAGUGGAAGUACGCGUCCAUCCCCGCGGACAGCGUCACGGCGGCCACCCCGCUGUCUGCGACGGGGCAGUCCGGGUUCCUGUCCGUGUGGUGGGCCGGCCCUCGACAGGUCCGCUUCCUGCACAUGGGCAGCCACAACGGCUGGAACGCCGAGGUCGUGAAUCUGCACCUCGUCGUGCCCAUCGACGUCGGCAGAAAGGUGUACGCCUUCAGCAGGUCGGGAGAGCACAACGGUGUCAUCUGGGGCGGGGACGGCAUGAUCCACCACGUCUUCCACGACGCGAGCAACUGGAUCGAUUUCAAGCACGAGAAGCACGCGCAGGCCGAGAUCACGCCGCACACGCCGCUAGCGGCCUGCGGCCGGCCCGGAUGGCACGGAGUAUUCUGGGCCGGGCGAUCGCGCAUCCACCUGAAGUAUUGGGACGCGGCCAACGAGUGGAGGCCUGAGAAUGAGACCAUUCCUGUUGCGGUCAAGGUCGAGCCGGGGACGCGUUUGUCCGCCAUGUGCAGGGAAGGCGAGUUCAGUGGCGUCCUCUGGGACGUUGCCAACAAGACGCAUCACUUGUACCAAGACCUCUUGGACGGUGGCAGGUGGAAGUACGAUCAAGUCGAGGCAAAGGGCGACUCCGACAUCGUGGUCUGGAACUCAUGGGU